Triplophysa rosa is the source of this 4885-nucleotide messenger RNA. RefSeq names its product transferrin receptor 1a (gene tfr1a). Gene Ontology annotation, molecular function: transferrin receptor activity. The record is from RefSeq and is a predicted model, not a curated record. Gene Ontology annotation, biological process: intracellular iron ion homeostasis; transferrin transport. The transcript is spliced from 18 exons. Lineage: Eukaryota; Metazoa; Chordata; Actinopteri; Cypriniformes; Nemacheilidae. Gene Ontology annotation, cellular component: external side of plasma membrane. The coding region runs from base 145 to 2457 and encodes 770 amino acids.
AGCAGCAAGACAGUCUGGGCGUGUGUUCUGCUCAAGGUUAUAUGUGACACUGGAGGUAGUCGCGAUAUAGAGAGCGUGCACGAUCGUGACUUUCGCCUUCACGAAGGCUGGAGCUUUAAAACCUCGUAAUUCUUUGAAGCCACAAUGGAUCAAGCCAGGACAACAAUAUCCAAAAUUUUCAAUGGGGAGCCACGCUCUUAUACGCGCUUUAACCUGACCCAGAACAUGGAGGGUGACAACAGCCAGGUGGAGAUGAAGCUCUCCUCAGACAUGGAUGAGGAGGUAGAGGCCAAUGGCGUUGGAGAAAACAUGAAUCAACAUAACGGUCCAUAUUACCCCAGCAAGCUAAGCCAGCGCUCUCCCAGAAACAUCUGCUUCAUUGUCAUCGGCAUUCUGCUCCUCUUCAUUUCUGGAUACCUCAUUGGUUACCUGUCUCACGGAGGUAAAAACAACACAAAGCCUGUUACUUGUCCAGACACUGUGGAAAAUAUCCCACUAGUAGCAGAUGCACCUGUGUUUUUGGACUGGAGUGAUAUAAGAGCAUUGCUGAAGAAAAAACUAACAACCUCCAACAUUAAAAACACCCUCAGGGAAUUCUCUAGUGCGAACCACCAGGCGGGCACGUCUGGAGAUGAGGCACUGGCUAAUAACAUCGUGGAAAAAUUCAAAGCUCUUCGAAUGGCCCCAUGGACGGAUGAGCACUACGUUAAGAUCGAGGUACCCAGUUCCUCAAAUAACAGAGUGCUGUUCCGUGGUAACGCUGUUGGAUCAACCGAGGGCUUUUUGGCUUACAGUGCAGCAAGAACAGCGGAGGGUCCUGCUCUCUAUGCUCACUAUGGAAGAUCAGAAGACUUCAGACGUCUCGAAGACUUGAAAGUCGACGUGAAUGGAAAGGUCGUCUUGGUCAGAGCUGGAAAAAUAGGUUUUGCUGAGAAGGUUGCUAAUGCUGAGAGAUUAAACGCCAGUGCUGUGUUGAUCUAUCCAGACCUUGUUGACUAUAAAAUUAAUUACGACACUGCUCUUUUUGGCCAUGUUCAUCUUGGAACUGGUGAUCCCUACACUCCAGGAUUCCCUUCCUUCAAUCAUACCCAGUUUCCUCCGGCUCGCUCCUCCGGCCUGCCUAAUAUUCCAGCUCAGACUAUCACCAUGAGACAGGCUACUGAAAUCAUGAAGAAGAUGGGCGGACAGGAUUCUCGUGACUGGAGUGAUGGACUUCUGAGGGAUGUCCUCUAUAGACUUGGUGAUGAUGGGGAUGUUAUCACAGUCGAAGUAAACAAUGUCCUCACUGAGAAAAAAAUCCACAACGUGUUUGGAGUCAUUAAAGGCUACGUGGAUGCAGACCAGUAUGUUGUGAUUGGAGCACAGAGGGAUGCCUGGGGCUCUGGAUAUGCCAGAAGCACAGUUGGCACUAGUUUGCUGGUUGAGUUGGCCAAAACUAUCACCAACAUGAUCAAGAAUGACGGACUCAAGCCAAAGAGAAGCAUAGUGUUUGCUAGUUGGAGUGCUGGUGAAUUUGGACAUGUUGGCGCCACAGAGUGGUUGGAGGGCUACUUGACUUCGUUAAAUAUGAAAGUGGUUUCUUAUAUCAGCCUCGAUGGAGUUGUUUCAGGUUCUGAGUCUUUCAAAGCGUCUGCCAGCCCACUCUUGUAUGAGUUAAUUGCGAGUACUAUGAAACAGGUCUCCUCUCCAAUUGAUGAAACCAAAUCCCUCCAUGAGCAUUUUUCUGCAUCCAACUGGGAAAAUUCAAUAAUAGAGCCCAUGGGUUUGUCUGACUCCAUCUAUACGUUCCAAACCUUCUCUGGUGUCCCGUCAUUCUCGUUUCGAUUUACUUCGAGUUCAAAGCUGUACCCAUAUGGCACCUUUGAGGAUACUGAACAGAAUUUGGAUCGGUACACUUCUGACAAAACUGUCAAACUGGCCAAGGCGGCGGGCGAGGUGGCCGGGCUGGUUACUCUUCGGCUCGUACACGACCACUUGAUCAGGCUGAAUGUGGCAAAGUAUACAAAUCUCAUCCACAAAUAUGUGUCCCAAAUCAGCUCUAAAGUUGAAACACUCCAAGGGUCAGGACGCCUACCAAACAAUUUGACUGUGCUGUGGCUUCUGUCAGCUCAGGGCUCAUAUGAUCGUGCCACAAGCGCCCUUGUUACUGCCAUACGCAACAGCAAUCUUGACGACCUGGAGCAGUGUCGCAUCAUCAACAACCGCAUCAUGAGGGUGGAAGGAAACCUCCUUUCCCCGUUUGUGUCUCCGCGGGAGAGUGCGUUCCGGCACAUACUUCUAGGUUCUGGGGAGCAUACUCUGGCAGCUCUGUUGGAUCACCUCAACACUAUUAAAGAAGGCCUAGAAUCUGCCAACGUGGAUCAAUUCAAGAACCAGUUUGCUUUGGCCACUUGGACCAUCCAAGGCUGUGCCAAUGCACUUGCUGGCGAAGUGUGGGAUUUGGAUAAUCAAAUUUAGGCAAACAGAUCUCUCCCUUUAUGCGCUAAGCAUCACUCAAUAUCAAAGAGGACGAUUCAAAUAAUUCAAAUUGUAUGGUGCUCCAUUAUUCAUUUUACAGGUUUACCUCAGUGUUUUUCAGUGAGACUGCAGUCAAAAUUACGUUUAACUCAGUUUGUGGAGUACAUUAAAGCCUAGUUUAGACAAAUUUGGAAUGUAUUACUGUUUUGUUAUUUUCUUUGACACUCCUUUGAGGAACUUCUUGAGUAAUGCCUGCCAGUCUGGAGUUGAAGCUUGAUGAUUUACAAUCGACCAUUGUCAAUUUAAUGUCUGUAUCCAACUCACCGGUGCUCUUACAGUACAACACCUUUAAAGGCAUGAUGUUUUCCAUCAGGUUUUCGGUCGGAUACUCUGUUUUGGAUAAAUGUCUAUUUACAGGUCAAUUCUGACAUAUAAUACAGAAUGGAAGUAGGAAGAAGCCUUGUUAUGUGGCUUUGAAAUCUCUAUUUAUUAGUUUUUUUAUUUAUCAGUGACAGAGAUCACUAUAAAUAGCUUUUGUAACGCCUUUUUUACCAAAUGUAUAAUUAUCGGAAGCAGUGCCUUCCAUAAUUAUGACAGUUAUACUGUCGAAAUGUGAAAGCAGCAUCUGCUAUGGAGAUAACUUUGUUUUAAAAGCUAUGACCAGAGACUGACGUGGUGCACUAAACUACAGCAACAACAAAACAAUUGGCACUCAUUUCACUUAGAUUAAAUAACAGUCUCUACAGUAUUAUUCCUUUUAAAACAAUGUUAUACCUGAUCCAGAAUCAUUAUCGGGAGCAGUGCCUUCCAUAAUGCGAAGAUGAUGAUGGUAGUUUUUGCCUACCGACGUGCUGAUAUUGAGGGCAGUGCCCCUCAUAUUUCACUGUGGUGUGGAUGUUAUCGGGAACAGUGUUUCCCAUGAUGUACAAAUCGUCUGUAUUCACACACUCUUACCGUGCUAGAUAUCUGUUGCGAGUCAUGUAAUCUAUUGACAGUUUGUCAUUCAACAAUCAAGUGCUCUUACCUUUUUCUGCCUGGGAUUCAUCAAAUGAGGAACGAGUGAAGAGCACAAACUAGAAAUGUUCUGCGCGUGAUUUAGUGAAGGAUUUCUAUAAGAUUCUGUUCUUUCAUUCAGUUUCCACCUUUUUGUUUCUGAUGUAUGAUUUACUAAUGUGUGCCGUUUAUAUUAUGACUUAAGCUUGGUAGAUAGUUGUCUUUUCUGUUUUCUCUUCAUUCAUUUAUUUUGCUUUGUGUGUAUUUGACUAGCAAAUCAAAUUGAGGUUAUACAAUGAAACACUUCAGAUAAUUGCUUUCAUAAGUUCACCUCUGAUGCAUCAUUAAUGUAUAUCAAGAGAAAUCUAUUUGAAUUGGUUUGGAAGUGGAAAUAUUAUGCAAUGAAACAACAUUCAUGUGUGAUUUUGAAAUGUGUGCUGUUUGAACAGAACAUGCUUAAUAGUGAAAAGAUGAAAGUAGAGAUUAAACAUUAUCUGCUUACAAGUUACACUGUUUUAUGACUGUCUCAGACCACUGUGAUUCUGAUGCAUUGGACUAAAAUUAAAAUUAAAAUAAAACCCCAAGUAUUCAAAUAUAUCAGGUAGGUAUUCAGAACUAGGCAGGAAGUGAUCCAAAUUGUCCUGCAAAUGGGAGUGACAGAGUCCAGGUAGAGGUCAAACACAAACAUGUUACAGAAUGGCAAGCCAAAUCAUUAAGAAAGUGAGGAGGUCAACAACGGGUUAAAACCACUGUAAAUGCUGAAGUAAACACUGAAACCGAGAGCAGAGAAGCAGCACAUAGACAGAUCAUAAAUGUGUUGUGAGUGAGUGUCAAAUGUGCAGUGGAUCCAAACAUAUGAAGGGUCCGAAUCAUAUCAGGCUGGAUUUCUGGCACAUAUCUUAUGGAAAUGUUUCUGGAAAAUGUAUGCAGUCAUUGUACCUGUCAUGGUUUGCGAUGUCUAAAGUAGCUUUGUUGUUCAUUCCUAGACUAAUUCUCAUGUUAAAUCUGAUAAUGAUUGAUAAUUGAACUGGUCAUAUUUAAAACAUUUGACUCAUAAUCCGGAUUUCAAUUUGAAUAGACUAGCCAUGUCAAUAAAAUUAAACAGCUACAUUGUGCAUAAUAAAUAAUACAUAAACAAUAUUAAUAAAUAAAAACUGACAACAUGCUUUGUGUUGGUUUAACCUUUCUGAAUGUUGGUAAUGUCUUAAGUAGAUAUUAGAUUUAGUAAAUUGUACUAUUUUGAAAAUUGAACAUAUACAGUACCACUAGAGUCUUAGAAUUUCUAAAUGUAUUUACUAUUUAUUUACAGAUAUACAAACUGUAUGUUUUAGCAGUUGUAAGGCGCAAUGCAAUGUUUUAUAAUGUCCGCAUGAUGGAGCUAGAGCACUCUUAUUAAAUGUGAUUUUAUUAUCGUCAUAAGCAUUAUUCUGAGGUU